Molecule: messenger RNA, 3915 nt
Organism: Neoarthrinium moseri
Lineage: Eukaryota; Fungi; Ascomycota; Sordariomycetes; Amphisphaeriales; Apiosporaceae
Exons: 4
Coding region: 1-3915 (1304 amino acids)
Molecular function (GO): protein binding; ATP hydrolysis activity
Source: RefSeq, a predicted model, not a curated record
AUGGCUUCCCGUGAGAAAGUCAAAGUAUAUCGUCUGCAGGGGAUACCUGCAGAUGUGAAGAGUCACGAUGAUGUCCUUGAGCGCAUAUACAGAGGAAGGGAUUACUUGGCCGAUUACGACAUCAAAAUAUGCUCUCUCGCUUCGGCGAUCAUUCCGAUGUCUACCAAAGUAGCCACACUCAUGCAAAUGGGUCAACGGAGCACAGCUAAACGCCGCAAAAUCACAUCAACAGAAAGCACUACUACUUCAACACCAGAUCACUUUCUUGCAGCCUUUUCACGGGUGAAAGACGGCCUCGUCUUGGACGACCAUUUUCUGGGCUGGACCCCUCUCAACGACGUUGCGCUGGACGAUUGGGAAUACGAUUGUAUUGCCAUUUCGGGGAUAGGAAGCCACCCAUUCGGUUCCUGGCAACCACACGGCGGUGACAAGGAUUUUAUGUGGAUAAGGGAUGCUCUGCCUAAAUCCCAUCCGUACGCAAGGACAUUGCUAUAUGGCUAUGACACGGAGUUACGCAACACCAUAUCUUUCCAGCGAGUACACGACAUCUCCACCACUCUGGUAAACCAGCUGCGUGCCUUAUACCGUUCAUCUGGGUCUAAACGAUCUACGGUUUUUCUGAGCCACAGCCUGGGCGGAAUUGUACUCAAGCAAGCCCUGAUCUACCUCUCUCAAAGCACAGAUGCCAUCGAAUCCAGCAUCCUCGAGACCACAUUGGGUGGUAUCUUCUUCGGGGUUCCCAACCAUGGUAUGAGCAUCAGCCAUCUUAUUGCUCUCGCCAUUGGAAGACCCAAUCACUUCUUGAUUGAUCAACUUAAAGAAAAUGCCCCUUAUCUUCAGCGCCUGGAGCAGCAGUUCGAGUCGGUGUCACGAAGAGGAGAGAAACUGAACCAGAAGAUUUUCUUCUGGGGCUACGAAACGAAGGAAUCGUUAAUACCUAUCAAAAAUCCGGCGGACGGGACGUGGUCUGCUAGAGUACCUGGAGCGCCGCGCUUGAAACUGGUAGAACGAGAAUCUGCGACACGUGGAUUAUGGCGAAUCCCUGAGCGGCGACACUUCACCUUCCAGAUAGAUGAGGACCACUCCAGCAUGGUCAAGUUUAUAGGCAUUCACGACCCAAACUUGACUAACGUUCAGAACAUAUUGGGCCAGAUCUUUGAUUUACCUCUUCAAGAGGUCCGCGGCCUUCAGCCGGAGCAUACAAGUAACCCCAUCUCUCGGUCCAACUCUGGAUUCCGAGAAGGUAAUUCGACUUUCGAGAUCAGCGAAUUAGGGCAUGUGGAGGAAUGCCCUCCCUUUCGCUUACCGUCCGAGAGCCCCAAUUUUCCUCCCAUGGAACCAUUGUUGGGCAGAGGAUCAGAGCUGGAGAGUAUAUCGACUCUUCUUAACCCUGCGCAAACGGGGAAGCAAGUCAUCUCUAUUCACGGCCCACCGGGUAUCGGCAAGUCCCAACUUGUCACAAGAUAUGCGAGGUUGAACCGGGACGCUUUCACCAACGUCUUUUACCUCGACGGUCAGACAAACGAGCAAUUUCGGGUUAGUCUGAGGCGGGAGAUCAAUAGAAUAGGUGAGACUUGGUCUGCAUUCUUGCUCAGAUUUCUGAGCGCAGGGAAAACCCACGCCGCAAACAUUGAGCACUUCUGUGCGUUCCUCAACAAGGAUGGAAAUGGCAGCUCGCUUUUGGUCAUCGACCAUAUCAAAGAGUUUAGUUUGGUCGCGGAUCUUUUCCAGAGACUGAACCAAGGAUUCAUUGUACUGGUGUCAUCCUCGUCACAAAUAGGCGCAGGGUACCCAAGCGUCAAACUAGGUGCAAUGACCCCUGAUGCGAGUAUCCAAUUACUCGUCGAUAAUAUACCGGGCCGCAAUCUGACAGUAGAUGCUGAACACCGCCAAUUCCUGGUGUACUUGGAUCAUCACCCAGGCCUGAUUCGAGCAGCCGCACCAAGCAUGUGGAUUUAUAAGUCUUUGACAGCAUUCAAGAAGCAAUGGGCGCAUGGCAAGAUCAGGUUACCGGCCCAAUUCACCACUGACAUUACCAGCAUAUUCACUUUAGAGUAUGGCAGCAAGGGACCUGGAUCAGAAGCAAACGAUCUGCUCUCCUUGUGCACUCUAUUCGACAGCCGUGCGUUGACUUACGAGUUUCUGGAGUUUAUAGAGGUUCCAAACUUGUCUCAGUUCUUCAUGUCCAUUAUUCCUCGGCUGGUCGUCCAUGGAUUAGUCGAAAUGAGAUCUGAUCACCAAUCAGUCGGUUUCUCACUAUCAGAAAUUUUGAGACAGUACGUUCUUCAAAACCCAGAAAGCAACCCGCGGCUUAUCGGAACUGCAAUGAAAUUGUUGGCGGAAAAGGCACCGCGAAGUUCCAAGGACGGCUACAGCAAUGCCAUAGACCUCUUGGCUCCUCACGCCGAAAGGUUUGCCCAGCACCUCAUGAGUAUGCCAGUGGCGCCGUUCAUUGAUAAAGAAGCACUGAAUAAUCUGGAGCGAAUCGCGUCUGUACUUCGGUUGAAGGGUAGCAGCAAAACGACGCUCCAGCUCUACGGCUAUGUUCACCAUAAGAAUAGGGAUGUGCCAGGGCAAAGGGCUGGCAAGUCAGAACUUAUACGGAUGCACGCCAAGGACCUGUCGCAACAGAUAACCCCAGAAAUGUUUCAGCUUUCACCUCGCCGAACGGCUGAGCUAUACAACAACAUGGGAUUAUGCAGUCUACUCGACGGCGGAAUCAAAUUUGCGCAAUCUUGCUUCACCAAGGGCUUGAAUGUCCUAGUUGCAUGCGAUCUGUGUGAUUCGCCUACGAUUCUGGAAGUAGUGGCCAAUUUAGCUUGGACUCAUAUUGAGAUGGAGCAACUUGAAAGUCUCGAACCUUUGCUUCGUCUGCUGGUCAACGGCUUCGAGGGGGGAGACUCGCAGGCGCUUCUUUCACUGGGACCUAUUCAACACCUUCAUGGUCGCUAUACUAAGCGCCAGAUUGCCGAGAUGAACGCUAAGCCAUGGUGGACGUCUGAAGACAUCGUAGAGAACCACCAAGAUGCCUUGCUAGCUCUGGAGCAUGCUUUUGGAUUUGGUCUUGUUCGGCUGGAAGAACCAGAAGCCGGGUUACAAAUACUUGAACAUUGCCACAAAAUCGCCUCCACAAUGCCCCGGACAAGCAAGCGCUUAAUAUUUUCGAUCAUCCACGACAUGGCAACCGCAAAUGUGCUUCUGAAAAGAUGGGAUAAGGCAAUAGCUCUGUAUGAAAAGGCCAGAGAUGGAAGGAGGAGGCAUCAUGGCAGCCAACAUAACUACACGGUGGAGACAACUGCAGCGCUCGCGAAUACAUUCGCCCUGAAUGACCAACCCGAGGAAGCCAGAGUUGCCUUUCAGGAGGCGCUGAAUUGGCAACGGGAGAAUUUAAGGCCCAAUCACCCGGCAACGUUGCAGACGCUUCAGAAUUACGGCAUCUUUCAACACAAGGCCAAGGACCUUGAGGUGGCUGCCAAAGCGCUGAAGCUUGCAUACGAAGGGCUAUCGGACUCUGACAACGAGAAUGGGACCUUUUCUUGGAAGCGUGUCAACGCUGGCGUCUCUCUGGCUCUCGUUCUCCAGGACAUGAAGAAUUUUGACGAGGCCUCCAAUCUGUUUCAAGAAGCUGUCAGAUGGCAUGAGCAACAUCCUGGUAAGAGUUGCCCGAGGAUGGCCUACCAGUACAUCAAGACGCUAUACCGACAGGGCGUUAUGUAUGAGGCUUGGAGUGCGGUUGGGCAAGUAUCUCAUGCUAAACAAGCAUUGUACUGCUAUCAGUUUGCCAUCACAGAAUCAGCAAGUAUUGAUUCGAACUAUUGGAAGCAACUGGCAACACGGGGAGUGGAGAGACUCACAGAAUCUGGCCGUUUAAGUAAAGAUGACUUGGGCCAAAUCGGUAGUAAUGUUACGCAAUGA